AUUCUAUGUGUAGAUUAUAAUUCUCCGGCCUAGAAUAGGAUCGCCAUUCGCCAAUUGAUAGAGCCUGACCUAGCAAUUAGUUCUGCUAAACCCAAAUUUGUUGGUACUUAACAUCUCAAUCAAUACAUGCGAAAUGAGCCAAUAGCUGAAAUGGACGGAGAGACUACCAUUAUGCAAUCCAAUUGAGAGUUUCUGUUGCUGAAAUCGUGGUAAAACCCGUGAUGAAAUCGAAGCUUCUCUUCUUCUGCUUCUGAUUUUGUAAUCCAAGAUCACUCUUCUCUCGUUCUACACAUUAAUCCAUUCCAGAACCUUCUCUCUCUAACAACUCACCGCCAACGUUUUCGCUGUUUGCAUACUCUCAUCAUCAUCACCGUGAAGCUGUGAGACGGGAAUCGCAGUAAAGGCUCUGAUCCAGAUCUAGAAAUUGCUGGAAGAAGUGAUAACACAACACUGAUGAAUAGCAAGGGAACACUUAAGCCUUCAAGUUCUGAGUUGGAUUUCGAUCGACCCAACCUUGAGGAUUACCUCCCUUCGGGAGUUGCCAUCCAACAAGAACCUUGCGGCAAACUUCGCCUACAUGACUUGCUUGAUAUUUCUCCUACUUUGUCUGAGGCAGCCGGUGCUAUUGUAGAUGACUCAUUCACAAGAUGCUUCAAGUCAAAUCCUCCAGAACCAUGGAAUUGGAAUAUUUAUUUGUUUCCUUUGUGGUGUUUUGGAGUUUUUAUUCGAUAUUUGAUAAUAUUCCCCACAAGGGUUCUCGUGUUAACAAUAGGAUGGAUAAUAUUUCUUUCUUCCUUUAUUCCAGUGCACCUCCUAUUGAAAGGACAUGACAAGUUGAGGAGGAGUAUUGAGAGGUCUUUGGUAGAGAUGAUGUGCAGUUUCUUUGUUGCAUCCUGGACUGGGGUUGUCAAGUAUCAUGGACCGAGGCCCAGCAGGCGCCCAAAACAGGUUUUUGUGGCCAAUCACACUUCCAUGAUAGAUUUCAUCAUCUUAGAACAGAUGACUGCUUUUGCUGUUAUUAUGCAGAAGCAUCCUGGAUGGGUUGGAUUGUUGCAAAGUACCAUUUUGGAGAGUGUAGGAUGUAUCUGGUUCAAUCGAUCAGAGGCGAAGGAUCGAGAAAUUGUGGCAAGGAAAUUAAGGGAACAUGUCCAAGGAGCUGACAACAAUCCUCUUCUCAUAUUUCCCGAGGGAACUUGUGUAAACAAUCACUAUACUGUCAUGUUCAAGAAGGGUGCAUUUGAACUUGGCUGUACAGUUUGCCCAGUUGCAAUCAAGUACAACAAAAUUUUUGUCGAUGCUUUUUGGAACAGUCGAAAGCAAUCAUUCACUACACAUCUAUUGCAGCUAAUGACAUCUUGGGCUGUUGUUUGUGAUGUUUGGUACUUGGAGCCACAGAAUCUGAAGCCAGGAGAGACAGCCAUUGAGUUUGCGGAAAGGGUGAGAGACAUAAUCUCACAUCGUGCUGGCCUUAAAAAGGUUCCUUGGGAUGGAUAUCUGAAGUAUUCUCGUCCUAGCCCAAAGCAUAGAGAAAGAAAGCAACAGAACUUUGCUGAGUCGGUGUUGCGGCGCUUGGAAGAAAAAUGACUUCUACAUUUUUGUAUAUUUUUGCCACUCUCCAACCCUCUUUUCUUUCUAAUUUAAUGUCUCUAUCUAUGUUUAGGUUCAUUUAGUUAUGCGUACAUCCAAAAAAUUUGCCAAUAAAUUUUUGCUAGGAUGAACAUUUUCUUGGACAAGUAAACGAGAGGAGCUAGAUUUCAUGGAUGAAUAAUUUUGAUGUGGUUCUGUAUCCCACAGCCUUUAUUUAAACGGAUUGACAGGAUUUCCCUUUUGUA
This is a messenger RNA of Vicia villosa (hairy vetch), 1832 nucleotides long. RefSeq names its product glycerol-3-phosphate acyltransferase 9. Gene Ontology annotation, molecular function: glycerol-3-phosphate O-acyltransferase activity. Gene Ontology annotation, biological process: triglyceride biosynthetic process. The coding region runs from base 454 to 1584 and encodes 376 amino acids. NCBI's taxonomy places the organism in Eukaryota, Viridiplantae, Streptophyta, Magnoliopsida, Fabales, Fabaceae. The transcript is spliced from 13 exons. The record is from RefSeq and is a predicted model, not a curated record. Gene Ontology annotation, cellular component: endoplasmic reticulum.